AUGUCAGACAAAACGGAGGUGAAUCUGACCGGAGUCAAACAGAAUAAAAGUGUGUGGCUUGUGAAGGUUCCCAAAUAUUUAUCUCAACAGUGGGACAAGGCCACAGAAAAAGGAGAAGUCGGGAAAAUUACUAUUGGAAAGAAACAAGGCAAAACAGAGGUACAUUUCAGUCUGGAUGAGGAUCUGACCGGUCUGGACGCUGUGGGGGAGCAGGAUGCGUCACUUCGCGUUCCCAGGGAUCACCCCUUCACUAUGCACCCGGUGGGAGGACAGAGCAUGGCCGUCUUCAGCCAGAGCGACACAGAUGAAAUCAGUCUGGAGGGGUUGGUGGUGCACCGAGCCGAAUGCAGACCCGUCGUCAAUGACAACUACAUGAAGCUGAAAAAGCUGCAGAUUCAAGAGUCGAUGAAGCCUCAGCGUUUGUCUCAGCAGCUGGAGAGAGCCGUCACCAACGUCUUCAAGCCUGUGGCCAACCACGACUUCAAUCUGGAGUACGAGAAGAAGAAGAAGUCUGAGGGGAAGAUGGUCCGAGCUGAUCGACAGCUGGUGUUGGACAUGCUCUUCUCCGCCUUUGAGAAACACCAGUAUUAUAAUAUUAAAGACUUGGUGGACAUCACUAAACAACCUGUGACCUACCUGAAGGAGAUCAUGCGUGAAAUUGGGACGUACAACAGUAAAGGAGCUCACAAAAGCACCUGGGAGCUGAAGUCUGAGUACCGCCACUACCAGUCAGCCGAGGACGAGGACACGCAGACGUCCUAG
Sphaeramia orbicularis (orbiculate cardinalfish) is the source of this 762-nucleotide messenger RNA. Its product is annotated as general transcription factor IIF subunit 2-like. The record is from RefSeq and is a predicted model, not a curated record. Lineage: Eukaryota; Metazoa; Chordata; Actinopteri; Kurtiformes; Apogonidae. Gene Ontology annotation, cellular component: transcription factor TFIIF complex. Gene Ontology annotation, biological process: transcription initiation at RNA polymerase II promoter; transcription by RNA polymerase II. The transcript has 8 exons. The coding region runs from base 1 to 762 and encodes 253 amino acids.